AUGGAAGACGCCGGUGUGUACGAAUGUUAUACGGAUUCAUUGCAAGGAAACGUCACGCUUCGGUUCAAAUAUCGCGACGAUGACAAGCCUAAUCGUCUACGUCCAUCUCAACUUCACAAAGGUCACAAAGGAAAGAACAAGAAUGCAUCGCUUUUUGAGGCGAUUCUUUCUGCUGGAAGUUAUUCUGAGAUGGCAAGGGAGUUACAAAAACACCGCGAUACGAUUCAAGCCCGUUGGGAGAUGGGACACUGGACAGACUGCAAACAGGUCACAUGUGGUGUUGCCGGUUACCAGGCACGGGAAGUGACUUGCAGCGUGAUGGUGGACGGUGCGCGUCGAACCGGCGAUCCACGGCUGUGUACCGCGUUAGCUUCACCUCGACCGCCUGACACAGACCCUGCCCACAAAGCAGGAAUGCCCGAUGGGCAUGGCCGAGUGAAAAUUGGACAGAGGAAAUUCUGCUCAACCGCUCCAUGCCAGCGCAAUGGAGUUGCGAAACAACGUCGUCAUGUGAGAUGCCUGAAAUCGAACGGAGAAGCCGUGGAAGAGGAGCGCUGUGACAAAACGCAAAGACCGAAGACGCGCAAGGAAUGCGAAAAUCCAAGCUGCAAAGCCGAAUGGCAUGCAUCCGACUGGGGCUCCUGCUCAUCAAACUGUGGUACCGGAGGGGUACAAGUAAGUGAUUUCCAAACUUCUGCUCGUUGGAAGGUUCACAACGAAGUGUGUUCCAGCUCCGGCUAUUAUCUUGCGUGUGGGCAGCGAGUCGAGCUGCAGCCGGCCGCAACUGCGAAGGGAGACGUCCACCAGCUGCUCGUUCUUGCCCGCUUGCUGGUUCGCUUCCUCCUUGUAGUCCUACUGCCCUUCCUCUACAACAAGGUCAGUUCCCAUGGAUAUCGUCCCGUAAUAGGAACGUCUUCAUCAACCUGCAUGUUCCAAUUUUCUUUUACUUGUGUCAUGCAACCCACUUUAGAUGAAUCUUGCGAAGAUAACUCGCGCUACUGUGAUAUUAUCAAAGUGUUCCAUUCAUGCGACUCUGGUGAGGUUCGUCAGAAAUGUUGUGCGACGUGCAAAUAUGUGGAGAAGCGACGUCGUUGA
Messenger RNA from Ostertagia ostertagi, 1095 nucleotides. The record is from the annotation of a GenBank genome assembly. NCBI's taxonomy places the organism in Eukaryota, Metazoa, Nematoda, Chromadorea, Rhabditida, Trichostrongylidae.